Molecule: messenger RNA, 831 nt
Organism: Dracunculus medinensis (Guinea worm)
Lineage: Eukaryota; Metazoa; Nematoda; Chromadorea; Rhabditida; Dracunculidae
Source: the annotation of a GenBank genome assembly
AUGAGUGGGUAUAAUUUACUGUUUGGAGUAAAAUCAGGGGUCAAUGGUUCAGUAAAACCGUUUAGAACUAAAAGAGCAAUAAAUUUUGGAGAUUUGCCCUUAAAAGAACGAAAAAUCGCCAUUGAUAAAAAAUCUAAUAAAAAAAUUGAUCAAAUAUCUGAUAUCAGUGAAGAGUAUAAUUCAAAUGAUAAACCUAGUACGUCGGAAAACAAUGCAGGCAUAUGUAAGAUUAGUGAAGUUGAGAAAAGUUUAUCAAUUUUGUUGUCUCAAGGUAUUGCCAGCGGUGAUAAACAAAAGCUGGAUAAAGUUUUGUCGAUAACGGAUGUCGUUGCAAUUUCGGCAACAAUAAAUGAUUUAUCUAUUAGCCAAAUAAUACCAUUACUUAAGGAAAUCGAUACGCGCUUCAGAAAUUGUAGUGUUCAAGAUAUCCGUCCUUGGAUUUGUUGGGCUCAUUAUGCUAUUAACAUUCAUAUGCAUUAUCUUUCUACGAUUGGGUCAUUGGAUGAUGAUUUGGAUUCCUUGUUUUCUUGGAUAAAAGGUCGCACUUCUUGUCUGGGCAAAUUAUAUGAACUAAAAGGCAAAUUUAAUAUAGUUGUGGAGCAAAUUGAAAGACGAUUGAAUCCUCAAGUUUUCUUGCGUCAGGAACCUCUCGUUUCAUUCAGUGCUGACUCUGAAUCUUCGUCGGAUGAAUUUGACGACCUGGAUGAAACCGAAGGAACUGAAAAUUUUGCAAGUGAUGAUGAAUGGUGGGAAGAUUAUGACGUUGCUUCAAAAGAUGGUUAUGGUUUUGUCUCAGGAGGAGAUUCCAGUGAUAUGGAUGAUGCUGAAUGA